AAUGGCGUGGUUGAGUUUCGCGACUACAGUAUGCGCUACCGCCCAGAGUUAGAUCUGGUUCUCAAAGGGCUCAGCUUUUCGGCACAAGGCGGCGAGAGGAUUGGCAUUGUCGGCCGCACGGGUGCAGGCAAGAGCUCGAUCACAUACGCGCUGAUGCGUUUGGUCGAGCCAGCCAGCGGCCAGAUUAUGAUUGACGGCGUUGACAUUUCAACCAUUGGCCAUCGUGACCUGCGAUCGCGCAUUGCCAUCAUUCCGCAGGACCCGGCGCUGUUCAGGGGUACUAUUCGCGACAAUCUGGAUCCAGCCAACGAGUACACCGACGACGAAGUCUGGGCGGCUAUUCGUGCGGGUCAAAUUAGCAACCUUCUCGAUGCUCCAACAGAGAAGUACGUCAAGCCUCUGGAUAACGAAAAGUCUGACAAGGGACCAUGGAUCGAGGGUGUCGGGUUAAACAAAUGGGUGGAGCAUAGUGGUGGCAAUUUUAGUGUCGGCCAGCAGCAGCUCAUCAGUCUUUGCAGGGCUUUGCUUUGGCGGCGCAAGAUUAUCAUUCUGGACGAGGCAACGGCCAACGUAGAUUCCAAGACUGACCAGAUCAUGCAGGAGGUGAUCCGCCGCGAGUUCAAGGAAUGCACCAUGUUGACGAUUGCACAUCGGCUGGGCACUGUCAUGGACAGCGACCGCAUCCUGGUAGUGGACCACGGCCAGAUGGCAGAGUUUGACUCACCUGAAAACCUACUUGCUGACAAGAACAGUCAUUUCUCACAGUUGGUCGAGAGCAUGAAGCUCAAUCAUGGCAAUUGAGAUAUUUUAUCAGCAAAUAAACAUAUUGCGUUCAAGUUCAAACGGUUAUUUAUAGCUGUGAUAGUCUAUCGUUCUUUUUUAAAGUUGAAAUUUUCAUAUGCUGCAAGGCAAGGACAGUGGAUGUAAAUAAAAAUUAGGUAGUUAAAAAUA
Molecule: messenger RNA, 951 nt
Organism: Kickxella alabastrina
Lineage: Eukaryota; Fungi; Kickxellomycota; Kickxellomycetes; Kickxellales; Kickxellaceae
Product: multidrug resistance-associated protein 1-like protein
Exons: 1
Coding region: 31-801 (256 amino acids)
Biological process (GO): transmembrane transport
Cellular component (GO): membrane
Molecular function (GO): ATP binding; ATPase-coupled transmembrane transporter activity; ATP hydrolysis activity
Source: RefSeq, a predicted model, not a curated record